AUGAAUGCAAGACAUGAAGACAUAGAUCUGAUCGACAAUUGUCUACAUCUGGGGAACCGUUUGGUGGCGACCGACGUCUGCAAACUGUUCGCCCGGAAAAUCACUGACGUGUUGACCGUAAUGGACGAACCCAUAGACGUCGACAAACGCAUCGCCGGAAUCCGUUACCAUCACAUCGACGCCGAAGACAACGCACGUCAGGAUCUGUUGACUCAUUUUGACAACACAUAUGAUAUAAUCGACGGCUGCCGACAGUUGGGACACUCCGUACUCGUGCACUGCCGGGCGGGCGUCUCCCGGAGCGCCGCAGUCGUGAUCGCGUAUUUGAUGCGCAAACGGCAGCUACCAUUUCACGACGCCUUGGAGUUGGUUCGCAACUGUCGACCAAUCAUACGUCCAAACGAAGGCUUUAUGGAUCAGCUCCGGCUGUUUGAGCGCAUGGACUACCGGUUGAACGCUAACGAUCGGCAAUUCCGGCAGUGGUUGUGGCGAUUGUGCGCCAAUCGGGACCGUCUGGACUAUUACUACGAGCGCCGAACAGUGGCCGAGUGGAUGACCCCCGGCCUGCAUUGGGGUCAGCAGUUGGUGUGCGCCGACUGUGAAUUCGCACUCUUCUCGCAGAUCCAUAUUAAUAGUGACUUCGAUGAAAUGUAUGGGUCGGGUGCGGCCCCAGUGACCGGAUUGGUUAACAAUCAGCGGAUAUAUAUUGAACCCAAAGAGUGGAUGGCCGAGUUAUCAGCCCCCGACCAUUCAUACGGUUUCAUUAAGUGUCGCUGCGAUGCCAUUGUGGCCGAGUAUGAGCUGUUGACCCCCUAUGAAGACCCUUUGGUGGCCAACCCGUUGUCGUCUAAACACCAGUGCUUUAAGAUCCGGUUAAUGAGAGGACAGACAUUCAGGGAUCAGAUCACGGAUACCAAAGGGGGUAACCGAAGGGGUAUUCGAACAAGUUUCAACGCUUCCAAAGAGUUCUGA
Medioppia subpectinata is the source of this 972-nucleotide messenger RNA. The record is from the annotation of a GenBank genome assembly. Lineage: Eukaryota; Metazoa; Arthropoda; Arachnida; Sarcoptiformes; Oppiidae.